CCCAAGACUCUGAAACCGUUUGGACACACCUGCCCAGAGGCUCCGCCCACUACGCCUCACCUGAGGUGGAAGCCCCCAAGUAGCGGAGCAGUGCAUCUUGGGAGUUACAGUCAGCUAGCCACAGAGCCUACCUCCAUACUUCUGUUUUUUUCUCUCUCUCUUUGAGUGUGUGUAUGUGUGUGUUCAGCGUAGUUUCCUGUGAGGAAGUUGCAGAUCCACUGGAGUCACGGACCCGGUCUUGUUCUUCGUUCAGAGAAUGGUGGCGUAGAAAGUAAACAUGGGCUCUCUACUGUCGUCCUUGGGGAUAGAGUGUGGAGGGAAGGAGCAGGAGAAGGAAAGGGUUGUGCGGGCAAAUGAUCGGGAGUAUAACCUCUCUUAUAAGUAUGCGAACAAUGAGAUUAGGACCUCCAAGUAUAAUAUAAUUACAUUCCUACCACUCAACCUUCUAGAGCAGUUACAGAGGAUCGCUAAUGCCUAUUUCAUUGCCCUACUCUGUCUUCAGCUCAUCCCUGAGAUCUCCUCUCUGUCCUGGUUCACCACUGUGGUGCCCCUGCUGCUGGUGCUCCUUAUGACAGCCGUGAAGGAUGGCAGCGACGAUGUAAACAGACACAAGAGUGACAGGCAGGUGAACAAUCGCAAAGUGGAAGUCCUGGUUAAUGGCCAACUCAAGAGUGAGAAAUGGAGGAAUGUUCGAGUGGGCGACAUCAUCAGGCUGGAGAAUAACCAGUUUGUGACGGCAGAUCUGUUGCUGCUGUCCAGCAGUGAGCCCUUGAAUCUGGUUUACAUAGAGACCGCUGAGCUGGACGGGGAGACAAACCUGAAAGUGAAACAGGCUUUGACCGUCACUGGAGAGUUGGGAGAUGACAUUCAGAAGCUGGCAGCCUUCAAAGGUGAGGUAUGCUGCGAGCCCCCCAACAACCGCCUGGACAAGUUCCAGGGGAACCUGACGGUGAAAGGAGAGACGCUCUCGCUGGACAAUGACAAGAUCCUGCUGCGGGGUUGCACACUCAGGAACACAGAGUGGUGCUUUGGUCUGGUGGUGUUCGGAGGCCCAGAUACUAAGCUCAUGCAGAACUGUGGGAAGAACAGGUUCAAGCGCACGAGCAUCGACUACCUCAUGAAUGUGCUUGUCCUGUGUAUCUUUGGCGGCCUGGCGUUCAUGUGUGCUGUGCUGGCCAUUGGUAAAGGGAUCUGGGAGAGCCAGGAGGGCUCGGCCUUCGCUGCCUUCCUCCCUGAUGGUGGCUACAACCCCGCCUUCUCUGCCUUCCUCACCUUCUGGUCCUACGUCAUCAUCCUCAACACUGUGGUGCCCAUCUCACUUUAUGUCAGUGUGGAGAUCAUUCGGCUAGGCAACAGCUACUACAUCGACUGGGACCGUAAGAUGUACCAUGCGGCCAGCAACACCCCGGCGCAGGCGCGCACCACCACCCUGAACGAGGAGCUGGGCCAGAUCAAGUACAUCUUCAGCGACAAGACGGGCACACUUACACAGAACAUCAUGACCUUCAACAAGUGCUCCAUCAACGGGAAGUCCUACGGAGAUGUUGUUGACUUCAGUGGACGGAGGAUUGAGAUCACUGAAAAGACGCCUAAGGUGGACUUUAGCUGGAACCGGCUGGCGGACCCAAAGUUCUCUUUCCACGAUAAGAGUCUGGUGGAGGCUGUGAGGCAGGGCUCGAAGGAGGCGCAGGCUUUCUUCCGACUGCUUGCACUCUGUCAUACCGUAAUGCCCGAGGAACUAAGUGACGGUGGUCUGAACUACCAGGCCCAGUCCCCAGAUGAGGGAGCACUGGUGACGGCCGCAAGGAACUUUGGCUUUGUGUUCCGCUCCCGGACGCCAGAGAGCAUCACGGUGGUGGAGCUGGACCAGGUGACCACGUACGAGUUGCUGGCCAUUCUGGACUUCAACAACGUCCGCAAGCGCAUGUCUGUCAUCGUGCGCUGUCCCGAGGGGAAACUAACUUUGUAUUGUAAGGGAGCUGACACUAUCAUUUAUGAGAGACUGCACCCCUCCUGCUCCAAACUGAUGAAGGUCACUACGGAGCACCUGAAUGAGUAUGCAGGAGAGGGCCUCCGCACCUUGGCCCUUGCCUAUAAGGACCUGGACGAGGACUACUUUAAGAGCUGGCGAGAGCGCCACUAUGAGGCCAGCACUGCCAUGGACAGCCGUGAGGAGAAGCUGGACGCCAUCUACGAGGAGAUCGAGAAAGACUUGAUGCUUUUAGGAUCCUCUGCAGUAGAGGAUAAGCUACAGGACGGCGUCCCUCAGACUAUAGAGCAGCUCGCCAAGGCUGAUAUCAAGAUCUGGGUGCUGACCGGAGACAAACAGGAAACGGCUGAGAAUAUCGGCUACUCCUGUAACAUGCUGAGGGACGAGAUGAAGGAGAUAUUCAUCGUGGCAGGAAACACAACCGAGGAGGUGGCAGAGGAGCUGCGAGCUGCUAGGAAGAAGAUGAAACCAGACUCAUCAGAUGAGCCACCCCUGCACAAGAGUGGCAUUCUGGGUAAAAAGACCGAGGUGGUGGAGGAUGAGACAGUGGAGGGCGAGUAUGGCCUGGUCAUUAAUGGACACAGUCUGGCCUAUGGCCUGCAGAAGGACCUGCAGCUGGAGCUGCUACGGACAGCCUGCAUGUGCACGGCUGUGAUCUGCUGCCGGGUCACGCCCCUGCAGAAGGCCCAGGUGGUGGAGCUCGUCAAGAAGCACAAGAAGGCUGUGACGCUGGCCAUCGGAGACGGAGCCAACGACGUCAGCAUGAUCAAAGCUGCCCACAUUGGCGUUGGCAUCAGCGGGCAGGAGGGCAUGCAGGCGGUGCUGUCCAGCGACUACUCCUUUGCCCAGUUCCGCUACCUGCAGCGCCUCCUGCUGGUGCACGGCCGCUGGUCCUACAUCCGCAUGUGCAAGUUCCUGUGCUACUUCUUCUACAAGAACUUCACCUUCACCUUCGUCCACUUCUGGUACGGGUUCUUCUGCGGAUUCUCCGCCCAGACGGUGUAUGAUGAGUGGUUCAUAACUCUCUACAACCUGGUGUACACUGCCUUACCUAUCCUUGGCCUUGCUCUAUUCGAUCAGGAUGUUGACCAUCGCUGGAGUUUCCAAUACCCCCAGUUGUACCAGCCAGGUCAGCUGAACCUCUACUUCAGCAAGAGGACGUUCGUCCGCUGCGUGCUGCACAGCGGCUACAGCUCACUCAUCCUCUUCUUCAUCCCCUACGCCGCCAUCCACGACACGGUCAGGGACGACGGAAAGGACAUCGCCGACUACCAGUCCUUCGCCCUGCUCGCACAGACCUGUCUGCUCGUGGCCGUCAACAUGCAGAUUGGUCUGGACACCUACUACUGGACAGCAGUGAAUCAGUUCUUCCUCUGGGGAAGUAUGUCUGUGUACUUUGCAGUCUCUUUCACCAUGUACAGCAAUGGCAUGUACCUCAUCUUCACCUCCUCAUUCCCUUUCAUUGGUGUGGCCAGAAACUCCUUAAACCAGCCCAACGUGUGGCUAACAAUCCUUUUGACGUCGAUCCUGUGUGUGUUGCCUGUGCUGGCCUACCGCUUCCUCUAUAUGCAAUUAAGGCCCACCAUCAACGACAAGGUGCGGUACAAAGUCAGACAAGAGAAGGCGCCCCCUGCGGACACACCGUACCGCUUCCUUCCUCGACGAAUCAGCAAGCGCCGCUCAGGCUAUGCCUUCUCUCAUUCACGUGGCUAUGGUGACCUGGUGACCUCCGGCCGCUUCCUCCAGCGUCCGAUCAAAAGCCGACCGGCCCUGUUCUCCCGCAGCAAUACCUCUGGGUCUCCAGUGGCGGAGGAUUCGCCGCAGAUUUUCCGCACCAUCACAGAAGAGCCCAUUGCCUGAAUCAACUAUACACACACACACACAAACACACACACAAACACAAAUACAAACACACACAUACUCACAGGCACAAAUGCAAACACACACAUUUACAGACGCACAAAUGCAAACAUACACAUACUCUCACACACGCACACAAAUGCAAACAGGCAAGCACACAUAUACACAAACCCACACACAAACCCACACACAGGCUCAUCUUCACAUAGUGGGCUAGGCUGCCUUGAUGAAGGAAUGGCACAGACUGCAUCUGACUGAACUGUGGACUUCACUCAGAACUGGAAAUGGCACUUGAAAUAGUGUUGCUGCAUGUAGCACUUCAAGAAAGUGCAUUGACGUUGUGAGGGAAUACAGUCGUCAUAAUGGGUGCAUCCCUACAGAGAUGAUCAGCACACAUCUUGAGCACUCUUUCCAAGGUUCUUAGUCAGGAGAGAGGGAGAUAUUUGUUUGGAAUAUGGAUGUUUGAUUUGACUGAAAAGAAGAGUUUGCAAUGAAGUGAAUUAAAAUGUUUCCCAUGCUCUUCCUCCAAUAUCCUCCAAAAAAAGAGCAGUCUGUCUACAAUAGGAGUUUUACAGGAGUUUUGUUAAAGUCUAUAAUGAAUCAGCAGGUCUGGAGUGUGUGGCGUUUCCUCCCAGUCUGAACACAGUGCAGUGACACGCCAUUGCCCAUUUGCGAAACUGAGACGGGCAUUUUGCCUGAGCAGUAACCGAAUAACUUUAGCUCGAUCAAAGGCUGAAUAGAAAAAGGGAUGAAUUUCCUCUGACAGAUUAAUUUCCCUUCAAGAUACUGCCAAUUCCUCCCUUCAGAUGUACACACUGCAUAGUACUGUGAAUUUUGUUUUCUUUAAAAAAAAAAAAAAAAAAUUGGGGAAGGAAAAUUUUUGAUAGUGAGGAUGGGGGAAAUGACUCUUGUAGACUAUAACAUUAACAUCUUGACUUGAAUGACUUCAGCUCUUCAGAUAAGCACUUUCCAUGUUCACUUUAGAAGGGAAACUUGAUGUAAAACAGAAAACCGCCUAAAACACUACAUUAUGUCUUUUUUAUUAUUAUGUCUUAAAAGGUGCCUUAGCACACAUCCUGAUCUUUUAAGUAAUGUGUAAUUGCAUUUCAACUAUAGAGAUGGAAGAUGGGCACAUCCCCCUUAUAUAGAAGGGAAGAAUCUUUACUUAUGUAAACAGUGGUUCAUGAUAGAUAUGGGGGUGGGUAAGGGUAAUUUGGGGGGGAAAAAUAAAGGUACUGAAAAUAGUAUACCAUUAAUUAGGUUAUUGAGGGCCAGGGUAUUUUGUCAUAUAUGUUGAUGGCAUUACAUUGUCUUGUGUGUUUUUUUUUAAUCAUGUGUCUUAACUAAAUUACAUUUUGGAUGUUUUUGUAUUCUCCGUAGAAUCUUUGAGUGUCUUGUAUUUUAACAUAUUUUGUUCUAAUUAUCCUUGAUUUCGCCAAUAACGUGACUGGGGCUGAAGUAGUUUAAUAGCUACACUGCUUUUUCACAGCAAUAAACAUAUGAUAUUUUUCUACAA
Molecule: messenger RNA, 5366 nt
Organism: Alosa alosa (allis shad)
Lineage: Eukaryota; Metazoa; Chordata; Actinopteri; Clupeiformes; Clupeidae
Gene: atp8b5b
Product: ATPase phospholipid transporting 8B5b
Biological process (GO): Golgi organization; phospholipid translocation
Cellular component (GO): plasma membrane
Molecular function (GO): ATP hydrolysis activity; ATP binding; ATPase-coupled intramembrane lipid carrier activity
Source: RefSeq, a predicted model, not a curated record